Messenger RNA from Chanos chanos (milkfish), 5511 nucleotides. It is a transcript of the gene mical3b, whose product is annotated as microtubule associated monooxygenase, calponin and LIM domain containing 3b. Lineage: Eukaryota; Metazoa; Chordata; Actinopteri; Gonorynchiformes; Chanidae. Gene Ontology annotation, molecular function: protein binding; FAD binding. The coding region runs from base 1 to 5511 and encodes 1836 amino acids. The record is from RefSeq and is a predicted model, not a curated record. The transcript is spliced from 32 exons.
AUGGGUGAAGGGCGGGAUGCGACAUGCCAGGCACAUGUCUUAUUUGACAGCUUUGUGCAGGCGGCCACAUGUAAAGGGACUCUGAGGGUAUUUCAGGAGCUGUGUGCUGAGCUGAAGCUGCAGCCAGGCCAGCAGCCCUUCUUCUACCACACGCUGAGAAGUCGUCUGCACUACUGGAGGGCCAAGGCUCUGUGGGCCAAACUGGAUAAACGCCUCAGCCAGAAAGAAUUUGGGAGAGGCCAGGCCUGUGCUAACACCACGUGUCUGAUCAUAGGUGCUGGGCCAUGUGGCUUGAGGACAGCCAUAGAACUGGGCUUUUUAGGUGCUAAGGUGGUGCUGGUGGAGAAAAGAGAUUCAUUCUCACGGAAUAAUGUGCUCCACCUGUGGCCCUUCACUAUCCAUGACCUGCGUGGCCUUGGUGCCAAAAAGUUCUAUGGAAAAUUCUGUGCUGGAACCAUCGAUCACAUCAGUAUCCGGCAGCUGCAGCUGAUGCUGUUGAAGGUUGCUCUGUUGCUGGGUGUUGAGGUUCAUGUGAAUGUAGAGUUCAGGGGCCUGCUGGAGCCUCCAGAGGAUCAAGAAAACCACAGGAUUGGCUGGAGGGCUGAGGUCUAUCCCAAUUGUCACCCAGUCAGCAAACUUGAGUUUCAUGUUAUCAUUGGAGCUGACGGCAGGAGGAACACUCUACCAGGUUUCCGCAGGAAGGAAUUCCGGGGAAAGCUGGCCAUCGCCAUCACGGCAAACUUCAUUAACCGCAACACGACGGCAGAAGCCAAGGUGGAGGAGAUCAGUGGUGUGGCCUUCAUUUUCAACCAGAGAUUCUUCCAGGAACUGCGAGAGGCCACGGGUAUUGACCUGGAAAAUAUAGUCUAUUAUAAAGAUGACACACAUUACUUUGUCAUGACGGCAAAGAAACAGAGUCUUCUGGAGAAAGGAGUUAUUCUACAUGAUUAUGCUGACACCGAGGUGUUGCUCUCCCGAAACAAUGUGGACCAGAAUGCACUUCUGUCAUAUGCGCGAGAAGCAGCUGACUUCUCCACCAAUCACCAGCUUCCAACACUGGAUUUCGCCAUUAACCACUACGGGCAGCCAGAUGUGGCCAUGUUUGAUUUUACCUGCAUGUAUGCAUCCGAAAACGCAGCAAUGGUGCGAACUCGCAGGGGACACCCUCUACUGGUUACCCUGGUGGGAGACAGUCUACUGGAGCCCUUCUGGCCAAUGGGGACAGGCAUUGCCCGGGGCUUCCUGGCAGCCAUGGAUACAGCUUGGAUGGUUCGGAGCUGGACUCUGGGUCACACUCCUUUAGAGGUUCUGGCUGAGAGAGAAAGUGUGUAUCGGUUGCUUCCUCAGACUACUCCAGAGAAUGUCAGUAAGAACUACGGCCAAUACAGCCUGGAUCCUAUGACGCGGUACCCCAACAUUAACACACAACUCAUCAGUCCUGCACAGGUUUUCCACCUUAUAGACACAGGGGAUACUGGGACUCUGAGGAUAGACUCUCCCACUCAUCGACCAGUACGACAGGAGACAGCCCGUUCAGAGAAGUUACUGACCUGGUGUCAGGAGCAGACAAACGACUACAGGAACGUGUGUGUUUCUGACCUCACAACCUCCUGGAGGAGUGGUCUAGCCCUGUGUGCCCUUAUACACAGAUACAGACCUGACUUGAUAGAUUUUGAUUCAUUGGAGGAGACUGAUGCUGAAAUGAAUGCUCAGCUGGGAUUGGAUGUGGUGGAGAGGGAGUUUGGUAUAUCUCCCCUCAUGACAGGCAAGGAGAUGAGCUGUUUGGUCGAGUCUGACUCUCUCAGCAUGGUCAUGUACCUCAGUCAGCUGUAUGAGCUUCUUAAAGACACACUGCCCUCUAGUGAGAAUCUGACUGCAGAAGAGAGAGCUGCUCUCCUCUCCACUGCCAAGUCUCCUUUCUCUCUCCUCAGUAAACUUGGGCAGAAUCUCUCCCGCAAACGCAUCCCCAAGGAUAAGAAAGAGAAAGACUCAGACGGGUUAGGGAAGAGGAGGAGGACGAGUCAGACAGGCCAGUCUGAAGACGAGGAGCACCAUGAUGAACAGACCACGGCAGGGAUGUCUGUGGAGGAACCGAGUGUGCCAACGGUUUCCAGAGGAUGCCAAAGUCGAGUCAGGUCCAUGGCAUCUCAGCUGCUGGCCAAGUUUGAGGAGAACUCCCCUUCAGUUUCUUCUGUUGCCUUAAGAAGACAGAGUGGCUCUAUGCCCAAUCUGGAGCUGCCCUCUUCGCCCCUCUCUGACCCCACGGCCAAACCACCGGCCCCCCAGGCCUCUGCGUCUCCGCUGAGAGAGAAAUAUAUUAAGAUGUAUACAGGGGGAGUGAGCUCAUUGGCUGAACAAAUAGCCAAUCAGCUCCAGAAUCAGGAUGCCCUAAAACCCUCUCUUGAGAGGAAGGAAUUGGGCACCCAGAGGAAGGAGUUUCCUCUGAGCGUGGGCGGCAGUGAUGUGUGUUAUUUCUGUAGUCGACGUGUGUAUGUGAUGGAGCGCCUGAGCGCGGAGGGCAAAUUCUUCCAUAGGAGCUGCUUCCAGUGCCACCACUGCAGUUCCACACUCCAUCUCUCCAACUACGCCUAUGACCAGCUCCAAGGAAAGUUUUACUGUAAACAACACUUCGGCUAUAGAUUUACAGGACUAGCGCAAAGGAAGAGACCUGCUCCACCAGGUGCCACUCACACGUCACAGGAUCCUCCGGUCCCUUCUCCCGCCUCCACGGUUCUCCCCUCUCCAGGCUCGGUGUCAGCUGAUACAGCGACCCCUCCAGACUGCUGGUCCUCUGGCACUUCCCCAGACCUUGUCUCCAGUCUAGCGAAGCGUGUGUGCGGCACACCCGAACGCAUCGAACUGGAGAACUGCAAUCCAUCCCCGCAGCGCCAAGACAGUCCAUGUCAGGAGGUACCAGAGGAGACUCUGACACAACAUAACCUUAGCCUGCAGGAGAAAUAUCAGGAGGAACAUUCUAGCAGUUCAGAGUCAGAGAUGGAGGAGGAGGGUGAGAGCUCAUGGCAGAGGGCAGAGCCGGCGCUCAGGCUGGAUGGAAGGAGGGAGCUCGACGCCGGAGGAGAGCAGCGAGAAGAGCAGGGGGAAGGAGAGAAGAGAGUGGAUGAUGAUGAUGAUGAUGAUGAUGAAGGACAGGAUGUGGAAGAAGAGGAAUCAGAAGAGGAAGAGGAGUCAGAGGGGGAAGAGGAUGAGUCUAGUGAUGAGGGUGAAUACUGUCCGUGGGAGAGAGAGCGACUCUCUGGGGUGUGGCUUGAGGAAGAGGAGGAAAGGUUAUAUAAAGGUAGUCCAGGAUCAGGCAAAGAGGGUUUGCAUGACCAGGGAAUGGUAGCGAACUCAGAAAGAAAAGUUACACCACAUCAACAGGAGGAGAAGGAAACUCAUCUAAGUCAUACUGAUAUAUCUACUGAGGCUUCCUUUUCCAAAGAAGACAGACACACAUUUCACUUGGACCCGACAUACAGUUCUACACCAAAGGCUGUCCUGUAUGUGACAUCAGAGGACCCUUUAGCCAAAAGGUCAGAUGUCAUCGAGGAGUUCUGGGUGAAGAGUGCAGAGAUCAGGAAGAAUUUGGGUCUGACCCGGAUGUCCGAAGGUCACGACCCAGAGAUGAACCCAGAGGAUACCCCUAUGUGUUCUCAUACAUCCUCCGCUCAGACAUAUGCAACUUCUGACCCGUUUUACACCCCUGCCACACACUCUCCAUCCCCCCAUACAUCAGGUGCACUAGCAUCUUCUUAUACCAGUGACAACGCGGGAAACUAUGACUCAAGCGCAAACACUCAAACAUCCCACCUAAUGGACACAAAAUGCCCACACACACGUUCACUCUCAGACACACCCUUACCUGGCUGCUCACACACUUCAGAGGUGGUGCUAGAGGGGGUCUUAGGAGAGGUGGGCUGCCACUGCUUAGUCCAACAUAGAUUGAGCAUUACUCUAGAGGGAUAUAUGACCUCCAUGACAGAGAAACACAACUCCUCCUGCGAUGCUGCUACCACUUACACUGUAGAUAGUCAAAGGCUCCACACAGCAGAAUCUGUAUGCUCAGAAUCUCCUUGCAGCUUACCUUCCUCGCCAGCCGUGUCCAGACAGUGCAGGGCUGCUCCACCCCUGAGGGGACUGGCCCUAGAGAGAGAGAUCCUCAUGACCUCUGCCCCCUGUAUCGGUUCCCAAAGUGCUGCACUCUUAAAGAGAGACGUAGCUAAACCUGGACUAGACAGAGGUCAAGGGUCACUCCCUGCAGAUGAAGAGAUAUUGAUCGCCCAGGACGCAAGCACCAGCUGCACCACUCCAGCCACGCCCGCCCAGGAUGGAACUCCCUGCUUCCCCUGUGAUGUCCUCGGGGCUAAACAUGCCGUGAGAAGUAAGCGUGCACUGGAAGAGUUGAGAAUGCCAGAGCUUGUCUCACAGGGUUCAGAGGUCAGGCUCGGCGGCUUGGAAGAGAAAGAAAAGAAGCGUAGCUCCCUGUUUUCCCCACGGAAAAACCGGAGAAGUCUGAGUACUUUGGUGGACGUGAAGAGUGUGCAGCAGGAGCCGGCCAAGCACAAAUCCCUGUGGAAGAGUGUUCUCUCUGGGUACAGGAGAGAGAAAAAGAGGAAGGAGGGAGCAGUGCUGGCCAACACACUGCCUCUCAGUGCCAACCCAGAGAACAGGAGAUGGGCAACCAGCAGAUCCUCAGACUUGUACUUCAGGAAGAACCAGAGUUUCUGUGAGGACUCAGACCUGUCCUAUAAUGCUGUGAUGGACAGAUCCCCUCUCCGAGCUCAGUCAGUCUAUGUACCUCACGCACUGGCGUUCAAGAGAGCAUACGCUGUCAAGAAGGCCACGCCCGAGGAAGAGCUGGACGAAAAACUGACGCGAAGGGUGCAGCGCGCUGCUCGUAGGCAGGCCAAGCAGGAGGAGCUGAGGAGACUGCAUCGAGCACAGAUAAUUCAACGUCAGUUGGAGCAAGUGGAGGUGAAACAGAGGCAGCUGGAGGAGAGGGGUGUUGCUGUGGAGAAAGCCCUCCGUGGGGAAGCAGACUACUGGGAAGACCCUAGUGCCACUGAAGUUCUGGACAUACAUUUAGGUGUUGAACCCUUUUUUGGUUCUCCUCGUAGAAGGCCUGUCUCCCUAUGCCCCUGCUGUUCCUCAGAAGGGAUGGGAAAGAAGGAUGAUCCCAGUCUAAUGCAGCAGUGGUUUAAACUGGUCCAGGAGAAGAACGCUCUGGUGCGCUAUGAGUCUGAGCUCAUGAUAUUUGCUCAGGAGCUGGAGCUUGAGGAUCGACAGAGUCGUCUGCAGCAGGAACUGAGAGAACGCAUGGCAGUGGACGACCAUCUUAAGGGAGCAGAGGAAUUGGCUGAGGAGAAGCGUAUUCUGGGAGAGAUGCUGGAUGUUGUAGAACAGAGAGAUGCCUUAGUGGCUCUUCUGGAGGAGCAGAGAAUCAGAGAGAGAGAGGAAGACAAGGACCUGGAGGCAGUUAUGCUUUCCAAGGGCUAUAACCUACACUGGACCUAA